UUUCGCGGUGUGUUUCUGACGACUUCCGGCGGCUCCUCUCGCGGGGGUUGGCUGUUGGCGGCGUUGUGGCUAAGCUCGUGUGAGGUGGUAGUGUCGGCGGCAGCUGCAGCGAAAGAGUUUGGCACGAUGUCUCACACCAUUUUACUGGUACAGCCUACCAAGAGGCCAGAAGGCAGAACUUAUGCUGACUAUGAAUCAGUGAAUGAAUGCAUGGAAGGUGUUUGUAAAAUGUAUGAAGAACAUCUGAAGAGAAUGAAUCCCAACAGCCCCUCUAUCACAUAUGAUAUCAGCCAGUUGUUUGACUUUAUUGAUGACCUGGCAGACCUCAGCUGUCUCGUUUACCGAGCUGAUACCCAGACAUACCAGCCCUAUAACAAAGACUGGAUUAAAGAGAAGAUCUAUGUGCUCCUUCGUCGGCAGGCCCAACAGGCCGGGAAAUAGUUAGUUGUGCUGGGAGAAUUAGGGUUUGGGGUGGGCUUGGAACACAGGUGUGUACAGCAAUCUGUAGUGGAAGUUUUGUACUAUAGUAAUCCUGUUUCCAUUUUGGUACACUCUAGUCAGGAUUGAAUGUGUUAGAUGAAAUGUGAGGAUCUUGUUCAACCUGAAACUCCCAUCACCUAUUUUUUUUUUCUUUUUUUUUUUUCUUUUUUUUUUACUUAAACAUUGUUAUGAUGAUUUUGAAGGGUUUUACUUUGUCAGUUAAUGUUCAUAUCUGCUUUGUAACAUUCACUGUACUAACCCUUCUUCAAGUUGGGGUGGAGGGUGGUGACACAAUUUAGUUAUGUCCUAAGAUAAAGUCUUAGUACAAAAUGAAUAAAUGUUCUUUAGUUAUACUUUU
This is a messenger RNA of Phyllostomus discolor (pale spear-nosed bat), 838 nucleotides long. RefSeq names its product ERH mRNA splicing and mitosis factor (gene ERH). The transcript is spliced from 4 exons. The record is from RefSeq and is a predicted model, not a curated record. NCBI's taxonomy places the organism in Eukaryota, Metazoa, Chordata, Mammalia, Chiroptera, Phyllostomidae. The coding region runs from base 127 to 441 and encodes 104 amino acids.